AUGUCGCAAACUGAAAUGUCUCUGUACUACGUUUUGACGCACAAUUUUUCGAUGCAUCCGUUGUACGAAUGUCCUGAGAACAUGACGACCACAAUAAUUGAGAGACCGUACAUUGGAACUUAUUUCUUUGUUUCUGGAAUAAUUUUGAUUAUAAUCUAUCUUCCAUGCUUCCUGGCAAUGCUUCGAUCCAAGUGUCGUGCUCCUUCGUUUCAACUCAUGAUACUUCUAGGAAUAUUUGAUCUAUUAUCACUUUGCGUCAAUUCAGUCACAACUGGAUAUCUUGGAAUGAUUGGAGCAUCAUUUUGCAAUUACCCAUUAUUCGUGUUCUGUGCUGGAUCGAUUGGUCUUGGCUCUUGGAUGGGUGGAUGCGUGUGCUGUAUUCUUCUUGCAGUGGACAGAUGCGCUGAAAUAAAUGCGAAUUUUCCCCUUGCAAUUAUUUUUCACAAACACGUUUUCCGGCUAGUUAUGUUUAUCAUUAUUAUUUUCUGGAUAUUUGCAAGCUUUUUCACCAAACCUCUUCUCUACAGAGCACAAUACAGCUCGUGGUUUUUUGAUCCAAAUGUUGGAAAUGAUCCAAGCUUCUACCAUAAUAUUCCUCACACAAUCAAUAACUUAUUAGUGUCAGCCAGUUCAACUCCGCUCUACAUAUAUCUAUGUUAUCACUUGAUUUUUAAAUUUGGAUAUUCUACAUCAAUGUGGUUGUAUAGAUCAAAGCAGCAGAUUGUCAUCCAAGCGGUGAUUCUCUGUUCCUUCCAUGCGGUAGCAGCCUACAUCUACGUGUACAUGCAGUUCUUCCCAUCCCCACCAUGGAUUAUCAUAAUUGGACAAAUGGCGUGGCAAUGGAGCAAUGGAUGUGUUUGUAUAGCAUACUGGACCCUCAACAGGACCGUAAGAAAUGCUGCAAUCAGAAUGAUGCUACCAAAAAGACUUCGAAUAAGAUUUGGAUUGCAUAUUGGAAUUGAUGAGCAAAUUGCAAUGGAGCGUCAAGAUGAUAGAACUAAUAAUAAUAAUAAUGUUGUUCUUCCGGCAAUGGCUGUUAAUGGCAAUAAGAUUGCUCCAUUUUUAAGUGAAUGAGUAGAUAAUAAGAU
Molecule: messenger RNA, 1088 nt
Organism: Caenorhabditis elegans
Lineage: Eukaryota; Metazoa; Nematoda; Chromadorea; Rhabditida; Rhabditidae
Gene: srt-13
Product: Serpentine Receptor, class T
Exons: 4
Coding region: 1-1074 (357 amino acids)
Source: RefSeq, marked reviewed